UUUUUAGCAAAACCAUAUCCUAUCACCGGAUGUUGAUUUUUCAUGGCGGUCGGUAAUAUUCAAAGAACGCAAAAGUCAUGUCCCAAAAAUUCAAACGUCCGUCCUCAGCAAGAAGACACAUUAAACUUGAAACAUUUUCAUCAUUUGUGAGUGGCGCAAGAUUGCGAAAAGUACAAGAGUUACUGAAGUCAGAUGAUGGGGACAACAAACCAGAUGCCAUUCUUUGCAUUGCAGGGAUAGACAGCCGAUAUCAUGAAGGCAGUACGGAGCUCAUUGAUUAUUUAUUGUUUGGAUUCUUUGAACGAAGAAAGGCAGAACUUGAACAGUCAGGAUAUGAGGAGGAAGUCAUAGAUGAUCUGAUAGUGUUGAUCAGAAGACAUGAGGUGGACAUUUAUUGUAACCCUGUCAACUAUCACUACCUGCUACCCUAUGUGGCCCACUGGACAAAUCUCAGGUUCCACUGUUUACUGGACACUGAGUAUGAGGAUGACGAGGCAGCGGAGGAAUUCAAGAUUCAGUCCUUUGUGGCCAUGAUGUUUGGUGUCAAAAAAGUUGGAAUCCCUCACAAUAUACUGGGUCAUCCUGCAAAAUUUGAUCACAUGAUGGUUGAAAAAUGGCCAAUCAUUCAAGCAUUUGCAUUAGAAGAUUAUAAAGGAGGUGGCUUUUUCACACUACAGAAAAAGGUAGUUGAUGUUGGUCCACAACUGUCAGAAGUCUACAGUCAAGUGGAUCCAUGCUCAUUGGAAGUUUUGCUCAUAGAGCAAAUGACACAGUUUGAAAGACAGUGGCAGACCCUUAUAGACAAUUUAGAUAUCAACAUAUCCACUGGUAUUGACAAACUUACAGAAGAAAAAGUGUGUGAGCCCCUGAGGAGCUACUACAAACAUGGAAGUGUAGGAUCGGAGGAUACAGGAGGCAAACAGCGACAACCCUUUGUGUUAUGUGGAACAAACAGUCGACGUAUAGUGAUUGAUGAUGUUCGGAGUUGCAGAAAAUCAGUCAAUUCUGAGAUUUCAAAGUGUGGAAUCGACAGUGAACCUGCAAAAUUCAUGGUUUGCCAUGGAAUAUCUCCCAGGGGCCCUUUGUGUUGUAUCAGAACAUACUUUUUAAAUGAAGAGACAAGCAGGACUAGAAUGGCUGUACAGAGUAAGGCGGGCAGUGAUAGCCAGGCAGACAUCAACCCACCGGUGGAAGACCAGGAUACUAAGAUGCUUGUAGACAUGUAUUCCAUUAUGGUGGACAGUGUAUUGGAGGGGAUUCAGCAUUACUCUAGAACACUCAGUGUUCAUAAGGCUCGUGCUCGUGUAGUGGAUCAAAUUUGUGAGGGUUGUCGUGCCUAUCCUGUGCUGGCCAAAUACAUCCAGAGAAAAUCUGACAUUGUGUUCACAAUAGAAGCUUAUGACCAAGAUGGCAGGAGUCACGCAGUAGAAGAGGGAACCCGCAGCCUCUUUUUGAAGUCUGCCAGUAUUUCUCUGUACGAUGUUCCCAGUACCCUAGUUCCAGGCAAAACCUUGGGCUCUCUUGUCUUCUCUGAAAUCUUCCAAGAUUCAGUCAUCUCAAUACAGAAAGAAGAUGGCACUCUAGAACUGAAUGGAGAGGCCCUAGUUCUGACAUCUCUCAUACCCAGAUACAAGGGCUGGCCUCUGAGAAGUAAGGCUGAUCCAUCUGAAGCUCUACACAGCCUUAACAAGUAUGGCCGCCUAAUGUUGCCAGGGGAGAUGGUGAGGGUCUGUACAGAUAAGAACCUGACCCACCCCGUCUCUACAGCUGAACUGUUUGCCUAUGAAGCAGCCAUAGUCCUCGUCUUUCAACGGUCCCUAGUUUUGUCCCUGGACAAAGAUAACAUUAAGUCCAUUAAAAUGUUUGUGGGAGACUCAUCGGAGAGACUAGUGGCUCUGAUGGUAGAGGUGUAUCCGUCCAAUAUCCCAGCAUUCCUCCAAUCGGAAGACCACAUCAUCUACAUAACCGUAGCCCCAAAGUCCAAGGCAAAGCUGAGCUUGUUUAAGGAAGUUUUACCAGAGUGGAAGUCAUAUGACAGUUUACCCCAUGUUGAUCUCGCCGAGAGUUAUCCACCAGCCUUUCAACAAACAGCUCAACAACUUCAGCUGGAGUUCAACAACGAGUUUCAUCCGUCCUCCCCAUAUCAUCACGUCCAAGGAAAAUUUUCAAACCUUGACAAAUUCAUGACUCAUUUUAGUGUUAGCAGUGUGACAUCACUUCCAACGACCUCAUUACCCAUCAUGCUUCAGGAGGCAGAGGAAGUAGCAACUAAUCCAUCAGAAAAUGUUGUCCCCAUUUCAAAUUUCCAUGGGAUCACUGUGACUAUACUAGGGGGUAUUCCGGGAAGCCAUAAGGAACAAUUGUGUGAUACUUUGUUGUACCUCACCGAGAGCCACAUAAGAUGGACAGUACUAAGGCAAACAGUUGGGGCUACUAAGUCAGUCUUGUUUGGAGAAUUACAGGGCACACUGUCCAAGAUGUGGAAUGCGAUGAGGCGACGACUCAGUGCUUCAGACACCAGUCACAGGCUCCUACUCGUCACUCCAGGGUAUACAGAUAUUAAGGAUGUGAUCAGUGCCAUCUUAAACCACCCAAAUCCUGACGUGCAGUCUCAUGUCCGCAUUGGUUCUGUCACAGUAUGCAUAGACCCUUUCAUUUCAUUCAUUGAGCACAGGUUAACAUAUCCAAAUCUGCUGAACCAAUGUAAUCAAGGCUUUGUGAACAAUAUUUUGAUUACCUCUGCUACCUCCAUACAACAGAACUCUAGUCUAGAAGAAAUCCAGAACCUUUUACGCAGUGUGAACUCAGACGUUGCUUUCUUUCUUGCUGAAAAGGGGAAUGUUAAAAGAAGUAUGGAUGUUGAUGCCAUUUUGUCCGAAACAGCAUUUAUGGAGAACAAAAAAGUCAGAGCCAGAGAAAUGUUGUGUCCAGGCUGGUCUCUAGGACUGUACAAGACACCAUCUUCUUUGUCCUUUACGAUGGAGGACACUGAGGUGACGUUCUCACAGCCUCUCGUAAGGAACACCUUCAUCAACAAGCUCAGAGGACUGAAAGGCCAGAUAACCCAUUACCCAUUCUCAGGCAAUAUCUUUGUGGUGCAUGGAUAUGCCACUUUUACAGAUUCUGAAGGUUUGAUGGAUGUCCAAUACAUUGUAACAUCUGACCAACUGAGUGUGAACAAACACGCAAAUAAAAGUGUCGCUAAUGGUGAUGGUCUUCACCUGUCACGUAAGAAGCAUUGUCUGGUGUUCACGGGGCAUCAGUUACAGAUCAACCAGGUCAAAGACUGGUUGCGGACCUGUGGGAGACAGAAACCAGAAUUGAAGAAACCAAUAUCCAAGAAAGACCUAACUAAGGAGGAAAUCAAGAAGAUUCAUAAACAGCAUCAUUUGGACCCAUUACCAGCUGGAUGGUUCUACAAUGGAACUCAGUUUGUCAGCUUUGAUGGAGAAAAACAGGACCUUCAUCCAAGUUUAGAGACUUUUAUCCAGGAGUACAUUGACGAAAAGAACAAAGAGAUCACAGAGUUCAACAAUGAAGUGAGGAAUAGUGCCGGCCAGUUUGUGGAUCUGUUUGCGUGAACUCGUCACAAAAAAUCUACCAUGUGUUCCCAGAGAGUGGAUGUCUGUGAUGGAAGAUGGAGAUCUGUGCUGAUUUUUGUUGUUUUCGUUAAAAUGAAGAGUGUGAUAUUUCUAAAUGAUUAAAGUGCUUUAUGUGAAUGCGAGAUUUCAUGUGUAUAUGUACAUAAACAUGUGCUUGUAUAUUUUGCUAAUUUAUUUACUGUUGUCAUAUUUUCCACAUUUUUUUGUUUUUGUAGAAGUUGAUAUCUCAUUUAUCUGGUUUCUGUCAGGAAAAAGCCUUGGUCUGUCUCUAUGUGAAUUAAACAAUCUUUUAAACAUAUUCAUAUCUAUUGGGUAAAGUGAAAACAUGCAUUGUUUGGUGCAAAAAAGUGAUGAAUUCCAGAGUUAUAUUUUUAAUUUCCGUCCAAAAAAAGUGGUUGUAUAUUUUUUUUAUAUGAUAUUUUACUAUAUCUACAUGAACAUUCCUGUGUACACAUUAUUUGGAAACUGCUGUAUAUGGUUUCAAUCGUGUGUAUAUGCAGCAUAUUGGAGAUUCCAGUACUUAAAGGGUUUGUGAUAUAACUGAUAUUUUGCCAAUCUUUUGUUCAAUGAAUAUGCAAUUGGUUUAUUCAAUAGACCAACUUGAUUUAUUGCUGUAUGCUAUUUAAUGAAUGCUUUAUAUAUAUAUUUUCACAUUAUUGUAGUAUAGCCUAAUUCAUAAUGAUUUGUUCUUGUUUGUUUACAAGUUGCAUAAUUUUCAAGUUCAAUUAAUUGAAAAUGACUUUAAGGAUUGGUUGGAAUAUGAAGUGUAAACUUACUUCAAUUAUUUGUUUGUUUUGAGUGAAUAAAAUGCACAAAAAUUG
This is a messenger RNA of Magallana angulata, 4423 nucleotides long. RefSeq names its product dynein axonemal assembly factor 9-like. Lineage: Eukaryota; Metazoa; Mollusca; Bivalvia; Ostreida; Ostreidae. The coding region runs from base 78 to 3581 and encodes 1167 amino acids. The transcript is spliced from 39 exons. The record is from RefSeq and is a predicted model, not a curated record.